This is a messenger RNA of Leopardus geoffroyi (Geoffroy's cat), 5417 nucleotides long. RefSeq names its product multiple EGF like domains 10 (gene MEGF10). Bases 816 to 4229 code for a protein of 1137 amino acids. The record is from RefSeq and is a predicted model, not a curated record. The transcript has 25 exons. Gene Ontology annotation, molecular function: protein binding; scavenger receptor activity. NCBI's taxonomy places the organism in Eukaryota, Metazoa, Chordata, Mammalia, Carnivora, Felidae.
CCACCUUCCAACCACUUUGUGGCCGCAGCGCACGCUCUGGCACGCCUAGGUCACCUAUCCCUUCUCCGUCCCCCAUUCGCGCUCCUUCCCUGGCACCAGUGGGGACGAACCGUCCAUCCAGCUGGCCGCUCGGGCGCUGUCCCCAGUACCUCAAGUCCUGCUACAGGGUCUAGAACACCUGCCAGGGACUUUGACUAGGGCGCGCGCGCUCAACGCAGACAGGCACCCUCUCCACCACCCCUUGGUUCAUUUCUUGCGGUGACUCCCCUGCCCCCACCCUUUUUGCCAACUUCGUGACCGGUCUCUCUGCUGGGGUCACUCCCAGGGGGUGGAAGCCGCUCCGGGCAGGGGAGACCCGCGGUCGGGACUCACAGUCUGGCCGGUAGGAUCCUGCUGGGUGCUCUAGGGAGUGAGAGGCGCCAAGUGACACCCCCCAGUGGUCACUGCCCCGGCGGCGGCAGCUGCAGCAGCGGCAACUGCUCGCAUCCCAGCCCCGGCUCGGGUUACUCCCCUCCUCCUCCAGCAUCUCGGGCCAGACGGGGAAAGCCUGGUUGAAGUUUGCGACGAGUACUUCCCCGGUGCGCAAAACUAGGGGUCUGGAAACGCGCGGAGACCGGCCUCCUUUCCCGCGUGUCCACCUUGGAGCCUGACCCCCACCCCCAGGUAUCGCUCUCUUCAGGGACGCUACUUGGAGGCUAACUGCGCUGUUGGAAGAGAUUUUGUUUCUCGGCCGGCGUUGGGUGAAAACCGGGCAGAAAGGGUUGUGCUGCAAAUCUCAGGAUCUCGGGACCUGGGUUGUUCUUCAGUAAAAAAAAAUGGUUAUUUCUUUGAAGUCAUGCCUGAGCUUCAUUGGUUUAUUGUUAUGUCUCUGGAGCAGGACAGCAUCCUCGCUGAAUCUUGAAGACCCUAAUGUGUGCAGUCACUGGGAAAGCUACUCAGUGACUGUGCAAGAGUCAUACCCACAUCCCUUCGAUCAAAUUUACUACACCAGCUGCACUGACAUUCUGAACUGGUUUAAAUGUACGCGGCACAGAAUCAGUUAUCGGACGGCCUAUCGACAUGGAGAGAAAACUAUGUAUAGGCGCAAAUCUCAGUGUUGUCCUGGAUUUUAUGAAAGCCGGGAAAUGUGUGUCCCCCACUGUGCUGAUAAAUGUGUCCACGGUCGCUGCAUUGCUCCGAACACCUGUCAGUGUGAGCCUGGCUGGGGUGGGACCAACUGCUCUAGUGCCUGUGAUGGUGAUCACUGGGGGCCCCACUGCAGCAGCCGGUGCCAGUGCAAAAACGGGGCUCUGUGCAACCCCAUCACGGGGGCUUGCCACUGUGCUGCAGGUUUCCGGGGCUGGCGCUGCGAGGACCGCUGCGAGCAGGGCACCUACGGUAAUGACUGUCGCCAGCGAUGCCAGUGUCAGAAUGGAGCCACUUGUGACCACGUCACGGGGGAAUGCCGCUGCCCGCCGGGAUACACUGGAGCCUUCUGUGAGGAUCUUUGUCCCCCCGGCAAGCACGGCCCACAGUGUGAGCAGAGAUGCCCCUGCCAAAAUGGAGGAAUAUGUCAUCACGUCACCGGAGAAUGCUCUUGCCCUUCUGGCUGGCUGGGCACAGUGUGUGGUCAGCCUUGCCCUCAGGGUCGCUUUGGAAAGAACUGUUCACAAGAAUGUCAGUGCCAUAAUGGAGGGACGUGUGACGUUGCCACAGGCCAGUGUCAUUGCAGCCCAGGAUACACAGGGGAACGGUGCCAGGACGAGUGUCCCGUUGGCACCUACGGAGUUGGCUGUGCGGAGACCUGCCAAUGUGUCAAUGGAGGGAAAUGUUAUCACGUGAGCGGUUCGUGCCUCUGCGAAGCAGGCUUUGCUGGCGAGCAUUGCGAGGCGCGUCUGUGUCCAGAAGGGCUGUAUGGCAUCAAGUGUGACAAGCGGUGUCCCUGCCACCUGGAUAACACUCAUAGCUGUCACCCCAUGUCUGGAGAGUGUGCCUGCAAGCCGGGCUGGUCGGGACUCUACUGUAAUGAAACAUGUUCCCCUGGAUUCUUCGGGGAAGCUUGCCAACAGAUCUGCAGCUGCCAAAAUGGGGCUGACUGUGACAGUGUGACUGGAAAGUGCACCUGUGCCCCGGGAUUCAAAGGAAUUGACUGCUCUAUCCCAUGCCCGCUGGGAACCUAUGGGAUCAACUGUUCCUCUCCCUGUGGUUGUAAAAAUGAUGCCGUCUGCUCACCUGUGGACGGGUCUUGCACUUGCAAGGCAGGCUGGCACGGGGUGGACUGCUCCAUCAGCUGUCCCAGCGGUACGUGGGGCUUCAGCUGUAACUUAACCUGCCAGUGCCUCAAUGGCGGAGCCUGCAACACCCUGGACGGGACGUGCACGUGUGCACCUGGAUGGCGCGGGGAAAAAUGUGACCUUCCCUGCCAGGACGGCACGUAUGGGCUGAACUGUGCGGAGCGCUGUGACUGUAGCCAUGCGGACGGCUGCCACUCCACCACGGGCCACUGCCGCUGCCUCCCCGGAUGGUCAGGUGUCCACUGUGACAGCGUGUGUGCUGAGGGACGCUGGGGCCCCAACUGCUCUCUGCCCUGCUACUGCAAAAAUGGGGCUUCGUGCUCCCCAGAUGAUGGCAUCUGUGAGUGCGCUCCAGGGUUCCGAGGUACCACGUGUCAGAGAAUCUGCUCCCCCGGUUUUUAUGGGCAUCGCUGCAGCCAGACGUGUCCACAGUGUGUGCACAGCAGUGGGCCCUGUCACCACAUCACGGGCCUGUGCGACUGCUUGCCUGGCUUCACAGGUGCUCUCUGCAACGAAGUGUGUCCCAGCGGCAGAUUUGGGAAAAACUGUGCAGGGGUUUGUACCUGUACCAACAAUGGAACCUGUAACCCCAUUGACAGAUCUUGUCAGUGUUACCCGGGUUGGAUUGGCAGUGACUGCUCUCAACCUUGUCCGCCUGCCCACUGGGGCCCGAACUGCAUCCACACGUGCAACUGUCACAACGGGGCCUUCUGCAGCGCCUAUGAUGGGGAAUGUAAAUGCACUCCCGGCUGGACGGGGCUGUACUGCACUCAGAGAUGUCCUCUGGGGUUUUACGGAAAGGACUGUGCGUUGAUAUGCCAGUGUCAAAAUGGAGCUGACUGUGACCACAUCUCUGGACAGUGUACAUGCCGGACCGGGUUCAUGGGGAAGCGCUGUGAACAGAAGUGCCCUGCAGGAACAUAUGGCUAUGGCUGUCGCCAGAUAUGUGAUUGCCUGAACAACUCCACCUGCGACCAUAUCACUGGGACCUGUUACUGCAGCCCAGGCUGGAAGGGGGCGCGAUGCGAUCAAGCUGGUGUCAUAAUCGUUGGAAAUCUGAACAGCUUGAGCAGGACCAGCACAGCUCUCCCUGCCGAUUCCUAUCAGAUCGGGGCCAUCGUCGGCAUCAUCAUCCUGGUGCUGGUUGUUCUCUUCCUCCUCGCGCUGUUCGUUAUUUAUAGACAGAAGCAGAAGGGAAAGGAAUCGAGCAUGCCAGCAGUUACCUACACCCCUGCUCUCAGGGUCAUGAAUGCAGACUAUGCCAUUUCAGAAACACUUCCCCACAGCAACAGCGGAAAUGCUAACAGUCAUUACUUCACCAACCCCAGCUACCACACGCUUACCCAGUGCGCCACAUCUCCGCACGUCAACAACAGAGACAGGAUGACCAUCGCAAAGUCAAAGAACAACCAGCUGUUUGUGAAUCUGAAAAAUGUGAAUCCCGGGAAGAGGGGCCCUGUGGCGGACUGCACGGGGACGCUGCCGGCAGACUGGAAACAUGGCGGCUACCUCAACGAACUUGGAGCUUUUGGACUUGACAGAAGUUAUAUGGGAAAAUCCUUGAAAGAUUUGGGAAAGAAUUCUGAAUAUAAUUCAAGUAACUGCUCCCUAAGCAGUUCUGAAAACCCAUAUGCCACUAUUAAAGACCCACCUGUACUCAUCCCCAAAAACUCAGAGUGUGGCUAUGUGGAGAUGAAGUCACCAGCACGGAGAGAUUCCCCAUAUGCAGAGAUCAAUAACUCAACAUCAGCCAACAAGAAUGUCUAUGAAGUUGAACCUACAGUGAGUGUUGUCCAAGGAAUAUUCAGCAACAAUGGGCAUCUCACCCAGGAUCCAUAUGACCUCCCAAAGAACAGUCACAUCCCUUGCCAUUACGACCUGCUGCCGGUCCGAGACAGUUCCUCCUCCCCCAAGCAAGAGGAUGGCGGCAGCAGCAGCAGCAGCAGCAGCGAAUGACACCAAAGAUCUGCCUGGUAGCCACUGGAAGCUUCCAGAACUGCAGUUGGUUCUUCUCUAUCCUCGAGUUUGCCACCUUAUGGGAAUGUUCAUCUCCCUGGUAGGCAACUGUUGGACGUGAACCAGAAAGCUCAAAGCUGAGGCUGGCUGAUCGUAGGUCCUUCUUGUACUGGUGGCCUGGAAGGAGAUAUCAGUGUGACUUCCUAUUCUUCUUAGUUUUAGAACUGCGCUCGUGAAGCAUGACUUCCUAUAAGAUCUUGGCUAAAAGCAUGAACUUGUAGAAGUCCUUGGGAGGGAGUUGUGGGCUGCAGUGACAUUGGUGUUUGGUUGAACCAUUAAAAUCUGAGUAUUUUCUUUCUCAUUUGCAUUGCAGUCCUGUACCUAGGAUUGUGCAGUUUAUCAUAAAAUCUGGUGUGAAUCACUAAACAUGUAGAAGAAAAGGGGAGUAUUAUUGAGUCCUUACAUUUUUUUUUUUUUUUUGCACCUGGAUUUAGAAUUAUAGGGAUAAUAUGAACCCAGGAAGAAAAGUUCUGUCGAGUGGCAUACUGGAUAGACUUUGAAUAAACUCUAGAACUGGUUAGCAAAUUUAAAUAUGAAAACUUUAGACUUUUUUAGGAUGAAGAAAUAAAAAAUUAGAAUUAUUUUAGCUAUAGUAGCAUUAUUUCACAAAUCACUGUCCAGAUGUGGCAGGCAGAGGUUAAUCUUCUUUGACCCUUGGCCCACUUUAGAUCCGUGACAUCAUUCUGAUCCCUGUCCCCAUCAUACACAUUCACCAUGUAAGGUCCAUGACAUAUCAAUAAUUAUUUCAUAAAUACAGAAAAUAGAUUGUUUUAUUUUUGACAGACUGGAUUGAACGAGUGUAUAAUGAUUGGAAAAGGGUGUAAAUUUUAAGUGUAAGAAGACGUUUUGGUUUUGUAAACCAUUAGCGACACAUGCUGUAAUAUAGAAUUAGCAGAAAGUUUUGAUUAAUUUUUCCCUAGACGUGACCGAAAUAUUUUUGUGCAUAUUUGAGAAAAGGGCACUUUCCUUUUAUUAAUUGUCGAUUUAGAGAAACUAUGCUUAAGCUGGUCUUUUGCAUUGCUAAUAUGACAUGUACCCCGUUUUUCAUUAAUUUGUAUUUCCAUUUUUAAGUUGUAUAGUCUAUGUUUUGUAGUGCUUGGAUUGUUAAUGAAAAAAAAUUAUGUUAUA